AUGUCUAGCGCCAACUACUUUGACGAAGACUUUGUUCCUGGAACAAGCAACAUAUACGUAUCGAAAGAGACAAGUUCUGUCGAUUCAAACUCAACCAGAAAGAUCAAAAGAAGCAAGAAUGGAGUUGUCUUACUUCCCCAGCCAUCUGAUUCGCCCAAUGAUCCUUUAAAUUGGUCUUUUUCCAGAAAAACCUGGCAUUUUGCUGUGCUUUCAUUCAUCACGGCGCUCACAGCUGCCACCUCUAACGAUGCUGGUGCCGCUCAGGAGUCACUCAAUUCUUUCUAUGGCAUCACUUAUGACGCAAUGAAUACCGGAGCCGGUGUGUUGUUUCUUUUCAUUGGUUGGUCUUGUAUUUUCUUUGCCCCCGCCUCAUCAUUGUACGGGCGUCGGAUCACGUACAUCAUCUGUUUAUUGGCUGGCUGUUUAGGCUCCGUUUGGUUUGCAUUGUCUAAGAAAACCGCCGACACGAUCUGGUCCCAAGCAUUCGUGGGAAUGUCGGAGGCAUGUGCAGAAGCACAGGUUCAACAGUCGCUUUCAGACAUCUUUUUCCAGCACCAGUUAGGAUCUGUCUUGACGGUUUACAUUCUUGCAACUUCCGUGGGAACAUUCCUCGGUCCACUUAUCGCUCACUUGAUUGCUCAAUCACAGACUUUUAGAUGGGUCGGUUGGUGGGGUGCCAUCAUAUCCGCCGCAGCACUUCUUGUGGUGAUAUUUGGCUGCGAGGAAACCGUCUUCGACAGGUCAAAGUACUUUCCAGUUUAUGAAGCCUCUAGCACCGACGACAAAGAUUUGGUUCUUGAUGAUGAAAAGGGCGAGAAACACCCCUCCAUCUCAAACGCAAACUACCCACCACGAUGGUGGAAAGGGCCCAAUGUUGAAUCCUGA
Meyerozyma guilliermondii ATCC 6260 is the source of this 885-nucleotide messenger RNA. RefSeq lists its product as uncharacterized. Gene Ontology annotation, cellular component: fungal-type vacuole. The record is from RefSeq and is a predicted model, not a curated record. Gene Ontology annotation, molecular function: transmembrane transporter activity. Gene Ontology annotation, biological process: transmembrane transport. NCBI's taxonomy places the organism in Eukaryota, Fungi, Ascomycota, Pichiomycetes, Serinales, Debaryomycetaceae. The coding region runs from base 1 to 885 and encodes 294 amino acids. The transcript has a single exon.